GCCGGACGAGUCCAUCUGACGAUGACAGCCCCGGCUCACACCCCCCUGAUGACAGUGGACCCGGCCACGGAAGAACACGUCAUCUUCUACAACGUGUCGCUAACCCUCCGACAAAACAUCUCCCUGGUCAACACCUCGCUAUGGCCCCUCUACCAGCCCACCCUCCACCCCCACAACUUCACGUUCGAGGAGGUCACGGUACUCACUUCCGUUGGAAGAUCACCUGUUCGACCUCAAAUGGCCUUGAACAUGCUGCAGACUGUAGUCAAAACCGUCGACGACUUUGUCAUGCCGGCCGGCCUUGGCAUUGGGAUUUUAUGCAGCAUUCUACUCAUCUUAACCUUCAUGUGUACGCCGCUACGCGCAAGCGCGCUCAGCCACUAUCUCACCGCGCUAGGCAUCGCUGACCUGCUGUAUCUGACCUUCUGCGCCGUCCACUGGACCUCGCAGAAAAGUUUCGACAUCUACAACAAGAUCGGCUCCUGCCAGAUCACGACGUUCGGCCUCCUCUUGUCCAGAUUUCUCGCCACCUGGUACCUCUUCGCCGCACACGCCGAGCGCCUGGUCAUCCACUUCGGCUCCUGCCGUGCCAGAAAAUGGUGCACGACCUUCCGAACUAAAUGCUUCAUCAUCGGUAUCUUCGUCUUCUCGCUGGUCGGCUUCUCGCAUUACAUCUGGGUCUACAUCGUCUCGGAGCUGCGCGGGAUGGUCCAAUGCCACCUAAUGGAAGAAUCCAUCAAGUUCAUCAUGCAGCUGGGCAAAAUCGAGAUCAUCACCGCCUCGUUCUUACCGAUGUUUCUCAUCGUCGUCAUCGACAUCGCGCUCUGUUCCAGUGUCGUCGCCGCUUACGUCAAAACACUUUUCAACAACGCGAAAACACAGCGAGACAAAUCCUGGAGAGGGGAAUACAAACUCGCAGACACAGAACGCUCCAAAUCUCCGUCGACAAGAUCCGGCGAUUCAAAUCCUCCCCCUCCCAAGUUUGACAUUUCCCUGGAGCGGACGCGCGCGACGGUACUGGUGGUUAUAGCGGGGAUUAUUUUUAUUUGUCUGGUGCUGCCCUCGUCGAUAUACCGCGCCAAGAUUUCGUUUUCCAUGGGUUCGAGACCCUCCAUGGUGGAGAUCCACGCGAUGCAAAUAGCUGAGGCCUGCGUCAAGUUCAACAGCAUCUACAAACUUUUCCUGUACGUCGUCACGCUCAAAUCCUUCCGCUACGGCCUUCUUCAUCUUUUUAAAACGCCCUUUGAGCGGCGGGCGGUGGGCGAGCCUUUGCAGGAAACAUCCGUAUGACCUACAUCCGUCUGACAUUUGAACUGUGUUUUUAUA
Molecule: messenger RNA, 1326 nt
Organism: Physella acuta
Lineage: Eukaryota; Metazoa; Mollusca; Gastropoda; Physidae
Biological process (GO): G protein-coupled receptor signaling pathway
Cellular component (GO): membrane
Molecular function (GO): G protein-coupled receptor activity
Source: RefSeq, a predicted model, not a curated record